This is a messenger RNA of Carlito syrichta (Philippine tarsier), 2165 nucleotides long. RefSeq names its product solute carrier family 30 member 7 (gene SLC30A7). Gene Ontology annotation, molecular function: zinc ion transmembrane transporter activity. The transcript has 11 exons. Gene Ontology annotation, biological process: intracellular zinc ion homeostasis; transmembrane transport; zinc ion transport. The record is from RefSeq and is a predicted model, not a curated record. Gene Ontology annotation, cellular component: Golgi apparatus; membrane. NCBI's taxonomy places the organism in Eukaryota, Metazoa, Chordata, Mammalia, Primates, Tarsiidae. Bases 188 to 1318 code for a protein of 376 amino acids.
GCGCGGCCCGGGCCGGAAGUCCGCGAGUUCCCGGGUGUGAGUCCGUGCCUGUCUGUGUUUCGCCACGGCGCGCGGCCCGGGAAAAGGGCUGGGGGUUCCCGGCCGAGGCGUCCCUCCUGUCUCUGCCGUCGCCCGACGGAGCCGCUUCUAGAGGAGCGCAGACCCGGCCCUUCGCAGGGCGGAGAAGAUGUUGCCCCUGUCCAUCAAGGACGAUGAAUACAAACCGCCCAAGUUCAAUCUGCUCAGCAAGAUCUCGGGCUGGUUUAGGUCCAUCCUGACAGACAAGACGUCCCGGAACCUGUUUUUCUUCCUGUGCCUAAACCUCUCUUUCGCUUUUGUGGAGCUCCUCUACGGCAUCUGGAGCAACUGCUUAGGCUUGAUUUCCGACUCUUUCCACAUGUUUUUUGAUAGCACUGCCAUUUUGGCUGGAUUGGCAGCUUCUGUUAUUUCAAAAUGGAGAGAUAAUGAUGCCUUCUCUUAUGGGUAUGUUAGAGCGGAAGUUCUGGCUGGCUUUGUCAAUGGCCUAUUUUUGAUCUUCACUGCUUUUUUUAUUUUCUCAGAAGGAGUUGAGAGAGCAUUAGCGCCUCCAGAUGUCCACCAUGAGAGACUGCUGCUUGUUUCCAUUCUUGGGUUUGUGGUAAACCUCAUAGGAAUAUUUGUUUUCAAGCACGGAGGUCAUGGACAUUCUCAUGGCUCUGGCCAUGGACACAGUCACUCCCUCUUCAAUGGUGCUCUAGACCAGGUGCACGGCCAUGUAGAUCACUGCCAUGGUCAUGAAGUGAAACACGGUGCUGCACACAGCCAUGAUCACACUCACGGACAUGGACACUUUCAUGCUCAUGAUGGUCCUUCCUUAAAAGAAACAACAGGACCCAGCAGACAGAUUUUACAAGGUGUAUUUUUACACAUUUUAGCAGAUACACUUGGGAGUGUUGGUGUAAUUGCUUCUGCCAUCAUGAUGCAGAAUUUUGGUCUGAUGAUAGCAGAUCCUAUCUGCUCGAUUCUCAUAGCCAUGCUUAUAGUUAUAAGUGUUAUUCCUCUUUUAAGAGAAUCUGUUGGAAUACUAAUGCAGAGAACACCUCCCCUGCUGGAAAACACUCUGCCUCAGUGCUAUCAGAGGGUGCAGCAGCUGCAAGGGGUCUACAGCCUCCAAGAACAGCACUUCUGGACCUUGUGUUCUGAUGUCUACGUGGGAACUUUGAAAUUAGUAGUAGCGCCUGAUGCUGAUGCUAGGUGGAUUUUAAGCCAAACACAUAAUAUUUUUACUCAGGCUGGAGUAAGACAGCUUUAUGUACAGAUUGACUUUGCGGCCAUGUAGUGAAUGAAAAGAAAUAAUGCUUUUUUGGACCAAAUUUUUCUGGUACUGUACAAUCCAAAACAUUGUACCCAGUUUUUUAAAACAGAGAAGUCAUCGCCACAACUCCCAGCACCAAGCAGGCCAGGUAGAGUCAGUGUCUGCCCUGAGGAAUCCAUGGCCAGGGGAUUGGAACUAAGGUCUCCUGGACGUUGGUCUUGUGUGUGCUUCCCUCCAAACUGCCUUGAUUUCUGAGGUUACUGGUCUUCCUCUGAGUGUUGGUCUGUCCCUCCUUUGUGUUGUGUGUCUGUUUUCAUGCCGAAUACCCUCGCCCCGUCCUCUCAUCCGGCCUAUGAGAAUUCAGACUCUGAGUCUCCAGUCCUCUGGAGUGUCUUCCGUGAAGCUGCUGGGAGCCACUGCUUUCAUUCCCACAAAACCAGUGUUAUUGUUAUUAUUUUUUUUCAAAGAAAUGCAAAUCUGUUUUAUGCGUAAUGUCACAAUUGCUGACAUUCCUCAGUAUAACCAUAUGUUUGUAAAAUUGUUUGUACCUUACAAACUUAUGAACCAAACCAUAUUGGGUUUUCAAAGUGCCUUUGUAUCAGAAAAUGUAUUUGCCAGCAUAGAAAUGUACCAUCAAAGGUCAUGUGUAUGUGUUUAAAAUGGAUAUUCUGUAAUCUGUACAAAGUAGGACUCUUGCUAGUAAAGUCUACAGCUUGUCUUUUUGUGUACUUCCUAUGUACUUUGUGCAUAGGAUUAGGGAUAUGAAAACCUUCUUUUUCUUGUAUUUAUCUCAUCAAAAAACAAAAGGUGUUAAUCUGCUUCUUAAAACAAAUUUAACUAUCACAUUAAAUUAUGGGCUGUGUUUUCAAAA